GUGCCUGCAGGGUUUCACAAAGUGCUGUGGAGUCUAUGGGUGUCACAUUGCUUAUAAUCAUGAACACAAUCACCAUUCUUCUGUGUGUUCUUGCAAAUCAGGUCACAAGUCAAACUAACGAUAUUUUUCCUGCGAGGAUCCUGGCUCAACAAAAAGCUAUAAGUGAGGACAGUGACCUUUAUGUAACCUGCAGUACAUUUGGGUUCAAGAAACAGAUCGUGGUUUAUGUUUAUUUAUGCAAGGAUGACAUUUGGAUCAAUAAAAAUAUGCAGAAGCCAGAUCAAAAUGACACCACCUUUAUGAUACACAGUGUUGGUCUUCAUAACAGUGGAAACUACAGCUGUGUUUACUCCAUUUGGAAUAAUUCGCUUCCCAAAGUAGCCAUGAGGGGAGACAACGUCAUUCAGAUCCUGGUCAUAUCCAAUUUUCUCCCUGCAGAUAUUUCAGUCGCUGGGCCGUCCACUAUCAGCGAGGGAGACCAUGUGGCAUUCAGAUGUACUGUUUCUGACACCCUGCAAACACUCGGUAAAUGUCAACUCAUCCACUCUUACCUAAGGAGGAAUGAGACCAUCCUCCAAGUGCAACCAUUUAAUGUCACCCGCAUGGAGGCGACUUUCACCAUCAAAAGUGCCGUCAUGAGGGAUUCAGGCCAUUACAGCUGCGUGGUGCUGCCAUCUAAAUGCAUCCGAGAGCAUGAGAAAACACUCUAUGGAAAUAACGCAGUAUUACUCGAGGUCACAGUAAAUUGGGUCCUCCCAGUGUUUAUCUCUUGUGGAGUGAUAACCCUGAUUCUAUCGCUGGGUCUGAGUCUGUGGUGGAUCAACAAACGAGCUGGCUACUCAGCUUCAUCUAAUCCAUGUGCGGCGAGUCAGCAGGCUAAUGCAGACAUGGUGGAGGAACAGCAGGUGCAGACAGAGGGAGAGGAUCUGGACACACAAGAGGGAGACUCUUUCAGCAUGGAGGAGGAAGAAGAGUAUCAAAAUACUGUGGCUGCUGAGGACUUCACUUACUCCGAUGAUUGUGAGGGAGUGUACAGUGUUGCGGAUGAUCCACCACCUGCAGAACCAAAUCCGGCAUGUUUGUAUGCCAAGUCCUGCAGACAUAGAAAAACACCAGAUCCAGGCCUCACCUGAUUUUAUUUUCACUUAAAUGCAAAACUGGAACACCUGCCUGUGAUGUUUUGUUCAGUCUGUGUCUCAUGAAAUUAAGGAAAUGUUAAUAAUUAGAAUGGAUGAAUGAAGAUGUUUUCUGAAAGUGCAGUGGCUGUCGAACAUCUGAACUUUACAUUAUUACAGUCCACCAUAACAGCAAUAUAGCAGGAGGUUGGAUAGAAAAUGUCCUCAUACAUUCAAUUCUUAUAAGGAUCCUUUCUUUGUUGAGGGGCGAGAUUACCUUUCGCAUAUUUAAUGAAAAGACUGGGUGUUACUGCUUUAUAAAAUAUACUACAAUUUGUUUUCAGUAAUAAACACGGCAGGUGUUGUAAAUUGUGUUGAUUGAUUUGAAUUUGUAUUAAACAUUGUAGAAAACAAAUCAUUCCUCUUGUUUCAUUUAAUCAGACACAUUUGUAUGUUGUUGUCUCCAUUGUCCAUGUUUGUUUUGUAACACUGUCUAAUCAGUAAUCUAGUAGCCACCUGCAUUCAUUGUUACCACAGUGUCCCCUCAUGGAAGUUCAAGCCAAGAGAGCAAUGACCAAUCUGAUAAGAAAGGCACUCCAUCAGCAGCAGUGAUUGUAACGACUAACCAUGUUGUUCAGCUGAUGAGCUACCACUCAAGAGGAGCAUCCAAUAUCUGUGUCGCAGCUGCUUUCCUCCCCUCUCUCAUUACUGCCGCAGCUCCUGUGGGAACGGAGGAGCUGAUGGAAAGAAUGAAGUAACGAUUUUGUCAUCAAACAAUAGGGAGCAGCAUUGUGCAAUGCUGGAAAUGUUCAACUUUCAUUUCAUUUUAUUAUUUAUCUCGAACAAUCAACAAUGUUGCAAAUGAAAACAAAACAAAAAAA
Messenger RNA from Sander lucioperca (pikeperch), 1996 nucleotides. RefSeq lists its product as uncharacterized. Bases 36 to 1133 code for a protein of 365 amino acids. Lineage: Eukaryota; Metazoa; Chordata; Actinopteri; Perciformes; Percidae. The record is from RefSeq and is a predicted model, not a curated record. The transcript has 10 exons.